AUGGCGAAAUCAGCAGAGGUUGAACACCCCAAUAAGGCCUUUGGCUGGGCAGCCACCGAUACUUCUGGCCUCCUCUCUUCCUUCAAUUUCUCAAGAAGGGCAACAGGAGAGAAGGAUGUAACAUUCAAAGUUCUUUAUUGUGGGAUAUGUCACUCGGACCUCCACAUGGUCAAGAACGAAUGGGGCAUGUCCACCUAUCCAAUUAUCCCAGGGCAUGAGAUUGUGGGGGUAGUGACUGAGGUGGGCAGCGGAGUACAAAAGUUCAAAGUUGGAGACAAGGUUGGCGUUGGCUGCAUGGUCGGUGCAUGUCAUUCUUGCGAUAACUGCACCAACCACCUUGAAAAUUACUGCCCCAAAAUGAUUCUCACCUAUGGUGCUAAGUAUUAUGAUGGAACCACCACAUAUGGAGGCUACUCUGACACCAUGGUUUCUGAUGAACACUUUGUGAUCCGUAUUCCAGACAACCUACCACUUGAUGCUGGUGCCCCUCUCCUUUGUGCUGGGAUCACAGUGUACAGUCCCUUGAGAUUUUAUGGACUUGACAAACCUGGUAUGCAUGUGGGUGUGGUUGGCCUCGGUGGUCUAGGCCAUGUUGCUGUGAAGUUUGCUAAAGCUAUGGGGGUUAAGGUGACAGUUAUCAGUACUUCACCCAACAAGAAGAAGGAAGCUUUGGAACAUCUUGGUGCUGACUCCUUUUUGGUUAGCAAAGACCAAGAUCAAAUGCAGGCUGCUCAGGGCACAUUGGAUGGUAUCAUUGAUACAGUCUCUGCUCAGCACCCUCUCAUGCCUCUACUUGGUCUAUUGAAGACACAAGGAAAGCUCGUUAUGGUUGGUGCGCCAGAGAAGCCACUUGAGCUACCAGUUUUUCCAUUACUUAUGGGAAGGAAGCUAGUGGGUGGUAGUGGCAUUGGAGGCAUGAAGGAAACACAAGAAAUGAUUGAUUUUGCAGCCAAACACAACAUUACUUCUGACAUUGAGGUAAUUCCAAUUGACUAUGUGAACACUGCAAUGGAACGACUUGUGAAAGCAGAUGUUAGAUACCGAUUUGUCAUUGAUAUUGGGAACACAUUGAAGUCAAGCUCUUGAUUUUUGCUGUCUUUUUAGUAUGUCUCACUUGUGUGAUGAGAUACCUUUUAGUUGAUUACGUUGUUUUCUGGUAUUUUUAGCCUCUUUUUUUUGGGUUUUCUGAACAUGUCUUUCUCAUAGUGUGGCAAAGAAGUUUUUUUUUUUUUUUUUUUUUUUUGAGAAGAGGAUGUAAAAGUUGUACUAUUUGUGAUAAAUAAGAAAUGAAGUGAUUUUUGCUUUGGGAUUUCAAA
Molecule: messenger RNA, 1316 nt
Organism: Quercus lobata
Lineage: Eukaryota; Viridiplantae; Streptophyta; Magnoliopsida; Fagales; Fagaceae
Product: probable mannitol dehydrogenase
Exons: 5
Coding region: 1-1086 (361 amino acids)
Molecular function (GO): oxidoreductase activity, acting on the CH-OH group of donors, NAD or NADP as acceptor; zinc ion binding
Source: RefSeq, a predicted model, not a curated record